Messenger RNA from Chelmon rostratus (copperband butterflyfish), 5072 nucleotides. RefSeq names its product SH3 and PX domain-containing protein 2A-like. Gene Ontology annotation, biological process: superoxide anion generation. The transcript is spliced from 9 exons. The record is from RefSeq and is a predicted model, not a curated record. Gene Ontology annotation, molecular function: protein binding; superoxide-generating NADPH oxidase activator activity. NCBI's taxonomy places the organism in Eukaryota, Metazoa, Chordata, Actinopteri, Chaetodontiformes, Chaetodontidae. Bases 16 to 3048 code for a protein of 1010 amino acids.
GACAGCUCGGAGCCCAUGGUGCUGGAGCAGUACGUGGCCGUGGCCAACUACGAGAGGCAGGAGAACUCUGAGAUCAGCCUGAAGGCCGGCGAGACGGUGGACGUGAUUGAGAAGAGCGAAAGUGGCUGGUGGUUUGUCAGCACAGCAGAGGAGCAGGGCUGGGUGCCGGCCACAUACCUGGACUCCCAGAAUGUAACCAGAGACGAUCUGGAUCUGGGCACUUCCAGGACUGGAGAAGUCACUAAGAGACGCAAGGCGCACCUGAAGAGGCUGGACCGCCGCUGGACCCUCGGGGGUAUAGUCAACCGCCAGCAGAGCAGAGAGGAGAAGUAUGUGACGAUACAGCCGUACACCAGUCAAGGGAAGGAUGAGGUCAGCUUUGAGAAAGGGGUCACCGUGGAGGUCAUCCAAAAGAACCUGGAGGGCUGGUGGUUCAUCAGAUACUUAGGAAAAGAGGGCUGGGCCCCUGCCUCCUACUUGAAAAAAGUGAAAGAGGACUUCUCCCCUCGUAAGAAGACCCUGACAGGCCCCGUGGAGAUCAUCGGCAACAUCAUGGAGAUCAGCAACCUGCUGCAAAAGAAGUCCGUCAGCGAAAAGGACAUCCAAACAGACGGAGAGGGUAGCUCCACACCGGAACGCCACAUAUCCAAGAGCGAGAUCAGCCUGCCCAUGCCCUAUAACUCUGAAAUCAAUGCCGAGACGGGCAGGAGGCUGAGUGCAGGCCGUGACACCAACAGCCCGUGUCUGGGAAUAGCAGCGAGUGCUGCCCUGAAUGAAAACAAAGGGAGAGGCGAGCCAGGGUCCCCAGCUGUUGCCAGAGUGGCACCACAUAGAGUGGAGAUUGGCUUUGAUGCUAUAGGCUCUCCUAAUCUGAGACAAAAACCUCCCCCAAGAAGAGAAACCAACUUGGGAUUCCAGUUACCCAAGCCACCAGAGCCCCCUGCUGUGGAAGCAGAGUAUUACACUAUAGCAGAUUUCCAGUCCUCGAUCUCUGAUGGCAUCAGUUUCCGUGGAGGACAAAAGGCUGAUGUGAUAGAGAAGAAUCCAGGAGGCUGGUGGUAUGUGCAGAUUGGAGAGAUGGAGGGCUGGGCCCCCUGCUCCUACAUCGACAAGCGCAAGAAGCCCAACCUCAGCCGUCGGACCAGCACCCUGACCCGACCCAAAGUCCCACCCCCAGCUCCGCCUGUCAAAAAACAAGACUCUGAGGAGACUCCCCCUGCUGCUAACUCUGCUUCUAAAGCCUCUGAGCCGCCAAGCAGGCCUGUAUAUGAGGAACCUGAAUAUGAUGUACCUGCAAUCGGAUGUGAAGGUGAAUCGGACACAGAUUCCCUGAAGGAUGAGCGCACGCUUGAUGUGAAGAUCAGCAACGUUGUCAGCGACAAGUAUCGCAGCUCCCCUCCUUCCUGCAAGGCCUCUCCUCCUGUCUGCAAGGCGUCCCCUGUGUUCACUCAUAGAAGAGCUUCCUUCAGGUCUGUAGAGGAGGUUGCAAAAGAGGAGUGUAUCUAUGAGAACGAUGGCUUCAGGCGAAGCAGCGGCAUUGAAGGAUCGUCAGUCAAAGGUUCCAGUGAGCCAAAUUCCCCAAGGAGCUACCAUUCCUCGACAGUCCCACGCAAACCUUCGGGGUCCUCACCUUUAGCUGGUAGACCUAUGAAGACCAUGACGCCUGAGAUGAACCGGAGAAGCCAGACCCUGGGCAGACACAUAGAUAUCAGCCUCAGGUCCCAGGAUAACAGCCCCCACUCUUCAUCAGAUGAAUUGAGCAGAGGCCCCAAGAAAGGCCCUGCCUUCAGCCGAGAUGUGGAACAGAGAAUAGGCCAGAGCCCUUCCACCAGGCCCAAACCUUCUGUCAGACCUAAACCACUGCUGACCAAAUCAGAGCCUCAGAGUCCUGAGAGAAUGGAUAUCAGCUCUCUGAGACGGCAACUGAGGCCUACAAGUCAGUUUCGACAUGGCCUCAAACCUACUCGUGGGGACGACUCUGAAACGGCCUCCGUUGUCUCAUCAGAGGACUCGAUGUGUUCGCGGAGUACCUCAGAUCUCUCUUCUGUUUACUCCAAAGGGAGCCGUGGUGAUUCAGAUGUGGAAGGCCCCAAUCUCUACCGCUCCCUGGAUGCCUAUAAGAAGGUCCAGGACUCUGAGGUCAGCUUUCCAGCCGGGGUGGAGGUUGAAGUUCUGGAGAAACAGGAGAGUGGUUGGUGGUACAUCCGUUGGGGAUCUGAAGAGGGCUGGGCUCCCUCAUACUACCUGGAACCUGUCAGACAAGUGAGUGAUGCAGGUGGGUUAGAAUCAGAUGGACAUGGGAGUGGUGGGAGUAAGUCCAACAGCCUGGAGAAGAAUGAGCAGCAUGUUUUGGCCCUCAAUAACAUCAAUAUUCAGGGUCUGAGCCAGCAGCAUCAAGGCUUGAGGAGGAACACUCCGCCCAUUCCUUCCAAGCCUCCUGGUGGCUUCUCCAAGCCGUCGGGAAUGGUUAACGGAGGUGUUCGGAUGAGGAACGGUGUUCGCCAGGUGGCGGUGAGGCCUCAGUCUGUAUUUGUGACCACCACACAGCCAGCCAAGGAUGGGCACUACAUGACAGGGUCUCUGAGGCGAAAUGACUCACUUGGCAGAAGUGAUCACUACGGCUCCGGUUCUGCCACGCUUGGUGUACGCCGAAACGCCUCCUUCAGCACUGUGCGGCCACAUGUAGUUGUUGAAAGUCAGACGAGGCCCGCUGAGCGCUCCAGCUUGGGGUCCUCAGGGAGCUCAUUCAGCACAAGCAAUGUCCAGGACGCCCUUAGCAGAGUUAACCAACGCAAUGGCAUCCCAGUGUCCACAGUCCGACCCAAGCCCAUAGAGAAGAGCCAACUGAUCCACAACAACCUUGGCAGGGAUGUGUACGUGUCCAUCGCUGACUAUCGCGGCGAUGAGGAAACUAUGGGUUUCACUGAGGGCACUUGUCUGGAGGUUUUGGAGAGAAACCCCAAUGGAUGGUGGUACUGCCAGGUGCAGGACAGCCUGCUUCCCCGCAAAGGCUGGGUCCCCUCCAACUACCUAGAGCGGAAAAAAUAAAGCAAACCCCACAUCCUCCCCCCACCCUUGCCCACCCCUCCCCCUUUUGAUGUCUUCAAGGACGUGGGUGACAUCAAUUCUUACGAAUGUUACCCGUCACCUCCCCUAAGCAAUAUGUCCUUGAAAAUGUACAUUUAUGAAGACUGUGUGUAAAAAAGAAAGAUGUUUUAAUCUGAUAAGGAAGGACACUUUUAGUGCUGGUUUACUAAAAUGUAUUCGAAGAGGAGUAUUAAGAUUUUAAAUAUUUUGGCUGGGAAUGACAGACAGAAACAUGGGAUUGGUCACCCUUGAGCAAGGAAAUUUGAGGAGGACAGUGUCUUUGAGAAAAAAAAUGGUAGGAAUGGGAGUGAUAACCUCUUAAAGAGGUGUGCGUCAUGUAAUACAGAAGCUGAGCAGGGUAAUGGCUAUGCUUAUUCCUGCCCAUCACUGACUAUGAUGGCCGAUAAGUGCCUUUUGUAUUUGUUCACCUAAAUGGAAGUCCUAAAUGGUGGAUGGCAAAACAUUAAAUCAACCAAAUCUUUUGAGUGCCAUAGGCCUAUGAACACCACCAAGAGUAUUUCCAUAACCAAUUAAGAGUUUAAACAAAGUGCAACAUCUUGAUCUUAAGUGCUCUAAUUGGUCCAACACAGAGAGAAAAACAGAGACUUAAGGAAUUAUUUGUUUUAAGCCACAAAGUCAUCAAGCAAACUGAAACAUUUUAAUCUCGUUAUGGAUAUUUUUUUGUUUAGUUUCAUUGUUCAUGUUGUAGUGUCUUGUGUUGAUGCAAGUCUUCCUUAGAGAAUUAUUUCUGCUUUCUUGUGACAUCUGUUUUCCACCCAGAGCCUAGAAUUGGAAAAGUUAAAGCUCCUGCCUCAUGUCUCGUACCAUCUGACAUGGCAAGAUAUACAGUAGGUGCUCAGGUUUGAUAAAUGGGGAUAGUUUUCUUUUUAAAGAUCCUCAAGCCCCUGAAACAUGUGUUAAUAUUCAUGUUUGUAAUCCCAGAUGUAACUAUCUGGGAUAAUAAAUGUAUAAAAGAACCUGUGAAACUUGAAAAGAACAGUUGGAAAUGAGUUUCCUGGAAAAUCAGAGGCACCUUUGAGUGCUCUCCAGAACAAAACAACCUCCUAUCCGAGUAGCUAAUAACCUCAAAAGAUCAAAACAAUUAGUUUACAAAGGUUUAGGUUUACUGUAGUUCCAGGAACAAUUGAUUUUGUACAUAUUUUGUUUUGUAGACAUAUAAUAACACUGCUGUUGCAGAGAUGUAUUGAAUAAAUACUGGAAAUGCGGUGAAAUAAUUGAAUCCCAGGGAUUGUAUUUGCACAGCAUUUAGCCCAAAAUGUGAUCAAACCAAAGCGAGUUUUUUGUGAUUUUACUAUUUAUUUAUGGUACAAAUAAUACAGUGUAUUCAACAAAAUGCCUAAAACAAGGCUUCUGAACUGAAAAAAAGUUUUCCUGUCAGUACCUGGAAGCACUUCAAUAGAAGACAGCAUAGUGUAUUAAGGUCUUGUAAAAGACUUAGACAUUAGAAAUUAGUCCCCCAAUGCAGAAGUGAAAUAUGAGAAUUUGAAAUUCUGAGCUUAAAUCCAACUUUCAAAAUUCAAAUGGCUGAUGUUCAAGACUGCUGAAAUACAUUUUCUAACGAUAGGUGUGAGCUCUCUGUGCGAGGCUGAACACUAACUUUCCAUUAUGUUUCUGCUGGACAGUAUCAUAGUAUUAAACAAAGUACAGUACCUGCUAGAUUGCAGUUAUCUAUUUUAGCGAAACCAUACUUUUUGUUCAUUUGUUGCUCUGUGAUCACACAGUGACAAUAACGAGGAACGAAGUGGUUCUGUUUUGUGAAUUAGUGCACUUUAAACCUGCUUUUAUGGUGCACUAAUGUAAAGAUGCAGUAAAUACUCAGCAUAUUAUUUAUUGAAUAUGAUUUUGUAAUUAUUUAAUUUCUUGCUAUUCUUUUUUUUAAUUCCGUCUCAUGUCUAAUGAGAGGUGGAACUCUAUGAUGAGCUCUCUCUAUCAGAGAGACCGUCAUAGUUUGAGUAGAAUUGGAG